Funneliformis mosseae is the source of this 700-nucleotide messenger RNA. Lineage: Eukaryota; Fungi; Glomeromycota; Glomeromycetes; Glomerales; Glomeraceae. The record is from the annotation of a GenBank genome assembly.
AUGUCUUUUCACUCCUUUUCCUUUACACUAUUUCUUCAUAUUGAAGAUGAAUAUGAUGGUGUCAAUGACUUUGACUCAUCUGGAAUAUCAGAAGAUACUUUUAACCUUUUAGCUGACGACACACAAUCAUUUGUUUUAAAUGAGGAAGAGUCUUUUAGUGAGUUUUUUGAGAAUAACUACGAAGAAGUUGAAAAUAUUGAACUAUUAUGGCUUGAAAAUUAUGGAUUAGAACAAGGCUUUGCAUUUACGAUUACCCACAGCGAUAAAGAUAAGGAUGAUGGACAUAAUACAAAUAAUUGCAAGUUUCAUAUUAAUGCUUACCGUCGAAAAAAGGACAAUCUCGUUCACAUUACAAAGGUUGAGGGUGAGCAUAAUCACGAAUUAGUAGAGAAUAUUAGAAUGGUUUUCCCUUGUUAUCGUAAGCUUACUCUAGAAAUGCGUGAUGACAUAGCACUUCUCGCUACUUGUGAGAUGCGUGCUGGUGCAAUUAUUGAAGUUUUACAGUAUAAAUAUCCAGACAAAUACAUUUAUUCCCCAACCGCUAUAGUGUCAGAUGAAAUAAAAGACACCUUUUUAUGGUUAUUCACGAGUCUUUCCAAAGCAAUGGGAGGAUUAACACCAUCCUUACUUUAUACAGAUGCUGAUCCUGCGAUGAUUGCAGCAAUAAACAGCACCUGGCCAACAACAAAACAUCAUUUUU